This is a messenger RNA of Arvicola amphibius (Eurasian water vole), 558 nucleotides long. It is a transcript of the gene Tmco2, whose product is annotated as transmembrane and coiled-coil domains 2. Lineage: Eukaryota; Metazoa; Chordata; Mammalia; Rodentia; Cricetidae. Gene Ontology annotation, cellular component: nucleus. The record is from RefSeq and is a predicted model, not a curated record.
AUGCCAAUAUCUCCAACGGCAACUUCUUCCUGGGACAACCUCUUAAAUGCUCUUGCUCGCAGCUCGAUAUGGAAUUGGUUACAAGCACUUUUGUGGGGGAGACUAGUGUGCCUCAAGCCAACAAAUUUGGGGGUACUCGAUAAUCUCGCGCCAGCAGUGCAAAUCAUCCUAGGGAUCUGUUUUUUGAUUUUGUUGGCAAUUGGAUUAUUUUCCUUAUGGAAACGAAGCGUUCGAUCAAUCCAGAAAAUAGUGGUGUUUGUGAUCACUCUAACUCUACCAACUUUACAAAAAGGCUCAGAUUUCUUUCAAGCUUUGCUAGCCAACCCAGAAGGAAGCGUUCGCCAGAAUCAAGACAAUAGUAAUAUCUUCCUGUCUUUGGGUCUGCAAGAGAAAAUCUUGAAAAAGCUUCAGAUGGUGGAGAACAUGAGAGACCUGGAGGGGAUGAUUGUCUCUCAGAAGCCCUGUAAGCGGGAUUGCUCUUCUGAGCCCUACUGCAGCUGCUCCGACUGCCAGAGCCCCUUGCCCACAUCAGGGUUUACUUCCACAUCUGACAUGUGA